AUGGCGACCGCGUUAGGUCGCCUCCUUCCGAACUUGGGUGGUCCUCAAAAUAGAGUCAGAAGACUCUAUGCGAACGUCGUGCAAUCGGUGCUCCUCUACGGGGCACCGGUGUGGGCCGACAGGGUCGCGGCCAGUCGGCGCAUACAGGCGAUGUUACAUCGUCAACAGCGCCGGCUGGCCAUCAGGCUGAUCCGGGCCUACUGCACGGCGUCGUUCGCGGCGGCCACGGCUCUGGCAGGCCUCCUCCCGGCCGAGUUCCUGGCGAACUCGUACGCUGAAUUUUAUCGGCGUACGAGGGACCCAGACCGGCCCGGGAGCGCCCGCCUAUUACCAAGAGUCGUGGCUAGGCUCAGGAGAGAUGCCCGCCAGGGAGCCAUGGAG
Molecule: messenger RNA, 381 nt
Organism: Linepithema humile (Argentine ant)
Lineage: Eukaryota; Metazoa; Arthropoda; Insecta; Hymenoptera; Formicidae
Source: RefSeq, a predicted model, not a curated record